Anolis sagrei ordinatus is the source of this 2498-nucleotide messenger RNA. It is a transcript of the gene PTTG1IP, whose product is annotated as PTTG1 interacting protein. Gene Ontology annotation, biological process: protein import into nucleus. The record is from RefSeq and is a predicted model, not a curated record. NCBI's taxonomy places the organism in Eukaryota, Metazoa, Chordata, Lepidosauria, Squamata, Anolidae. Gene Ontology annotation, cellular component: cytoplasm; nucleus.
GCGUGUCACGGUCUGUUUCCUGUUGUGAGACGCCCCGUCCAGAGCGAGAGGCAGCCUCAGAGUCCAGAGGGUGGAAGUUCGGGACCGCAGGAGCUGCCCCAGGGACGCGAACCGGGGCGCCAUGGGCUGCCCUUGGGGGGCUCUCUCGGCCUCGGGGCUGCUGGUCGCCCUCUGGCUCCUCGCCUCGCCUCCGGGCGCCCAGGUCCUGGCAGCCCUCACCCCGGCCCAGCAAGGAAGUUGUCAACAAUACACAAACAAAACUUGUGAGGAAUGCCUCAAAAAUGUCACAUGUUUAUGGUGCAGCAGCAGCAAAAGAUGCAUGGACUAUCCUGUUCGAAAUAUACUCCCUCCCAGUUCUCUUUGCGAGUUGAGUUCUGCACGCUGGGGGGUCUGUUGGGUGAAUUUUGAAGCCCUGAUUAUUACAAUGUCUGUGGUGGGAGGAACAAUCCUUCUGGCUCUCGUUGUUUGCUGCUGUUGCUGCUGCAGAAAGAAAAAGAGCAGAAAGCCUGAUAAGGAUGAUGAAAAAGCUACCAGGGAGAGAGAACAAAGAAGAGUAAGGCAGGAAGAGAGGAGAGCAGAGAUGAAGUCUAGGCAUGAUGAAAUCCGGAAGAAGUAUGGUUUGUUUAAAGAAGAGAAUCCAUACGCCAAAUUUGAAAAUUGAGAUUUUUUUCUGUCGUACCUGAACAAAAUCUGGCAAUACUGUCCAUGGAACGUGCAGUGUAGCUGCUAAAAGAUCCUGCAAUAUAGAUGACUUAAUUGCCAAUGGGAAAGUGGUCAUAACGCAGGACAAAGCCAAAUGCAACGAGCUGUUAAUAAACAGUCAGAUGAAUGAACAAGCCAACAUACCUCUGAAAAUCCAGAUGGCCUUUCAGGCUGCUGAAAGAUAUUAAAUUGUUGUUCUCAUUGCCUAUUCUGCAGGUGUCUAUCUGUGCUAAUACAGUACCUUGAUAUUACAUGCUAUUUUCUUUCCCAGUCAAGUAUUGAAAAAACUCCUUCAUGAAGCAGGGAGAGGCUUCUCUUCAGUCUUUUCCAUGUUCAACAACAUCUAGCUAUUUUAAUAUAAUGGUGGGAGUAGAUAUCAAUUUUUGUGUUACCUGGAAAUACUAGUUGGGUAGGCUGUAUGAAAGGAAUGCAAGCCUUAAUUCUGCCACUAGAAAAAAGUGCCUGACGUUUUCUAAAAAACUUUUUAUUGGCAGCACAGAUGUUUUUUAUCAUAGGUUUAUGAGGGUUUUCAUUUUUAUAUAUGGAUACUAUUUUUCUUCUGUGCUAUGAGUAUGGCCUUUCCACUCUUCUGUCUUGUAAAACACUUAUUAUCACGUAAAUAGCAGCAAUGAAUGUUGGUGUGAGUGUGAUGUGGCCUUUUAUAUUCAUAUUCAUUAGAUGGUUGUUUGUAUUAUACUUUUGAAGUCUGUCCUAUAUUUAAAUAUUUCUGAAAACCUAGUUGAACUGUUUUAUACAGCUUUGUAAUAUGAAGUUGCCAAAUCCGUCUUGUAUCUGAAGCAAUGCAUAAUCUUGGAAAGAAUGUCUCUAGUAACCAAAUAAUCAAAAGCAUGAAAACAUUUUUUUGAAGUAAAAAAAAAAACCAGAAUGAAACCUUGAGGUUUAUUUUUGCUGCCUGGAAUAAGGGCUAUUGAUGAUAAUCUUUUGGAUUGAUGCAAUAGCCUGUUUUUCAGGCUGUUCUGCGUUUGAGUCCAACACAUUGGAGUCUGAAAUACAUUUUUGUUUAAAGGAGAGAUCAAACCAUGAUAAAAAAAAAUUGUUUAAUGUCAGCUCUUUAGAAGACUAGGUGUUGAUAGCUACCAUGACAAAAUGUUUGGAGGGCAAUAUGGUUGCUUUACAAGAUAACUAAAAUAUACCAAAUUUAUUUUCCAUGGAAUAUUUUCAAUGCUGUGUCUGCCUGAAAAGUAAAUGAAACAAUACGUGGCCAUCUGCACAUAACAUAGUAAAGAAUGUGGCCUGAUAUUGAAAACAUUCAAUAGACGAGUCUAAAGUUGAUGUUGUCAUUCCCCGUGUUUAACCAAGUAUGUUAGUCACUUUAAAGCAUUGUUAAUUAUUAUCCAUUAUAAUCUUAAAUUAUGGUUUGGUUUUGUCAAGGUCACAGAUGAAUGCAGUACUCCUUAAUCUGUUAAAAUAUUUGUUAAAGGGUUUACAUUUGAUGCUGCUGUGUCCACACCCUUAAACAAACAUAUUAGCCACUCUGAAAUAUUGUUAGGUAAUGUUCCAUUAAUAGUCCAUUGUGUAUCUGUUUUGGUUAGUGGCAAAAACACAUGCAGUACAGAGUCUGUGAAGACAUUCGCUCAUCUGCUUGACAGCCUUUUAAGUAAUUUUGCAAAGCUUUCCAGAGUCUUGCCUGAAAAAUCAAACAUUCCAAAAAUAAAGUAUAUUGUACUAUGAAAGCUUUCACAUAAUUUCUUGCCAUAUAAAUAAUUGAAACUGAACUAAAUGUAGCAAAAUCUGUAAAUUAUUUCACUAACAAAAUAAACCAUAUCUUAUACUAA